Molecule: messenger RNA, 1128 nt
Organism: Ostreobium quekettii
Lineage: Eukaryota; Viridiplantae; Chlorophyta; Ulvophyceae; Bryopsidales; Ostreobiaceae
Source: the annotation of a GenBank genome assembly
AGACCAGUGGCGCGCCCAUGGCCGCGCACGGCCAGCCCUUCCGCCGCCUUUGCGCGUCCCGCUGGGCUCCCUGCGCGUAACAAGCGCCCGCUUCGGCUUGGCGAGAUGAGGCCAGGGCGCCUGCCCGCGCAGCGCGUCAUCCCGCUCGGGAUGGCUCCUACCCUAGGGAGGGGACAGCCGGCCCGUGGCCCGAUCAGACUCAGAUACAGGAGCCAGGAGGUCCCUGAAAACGUCCAUAUAGAAGGCCCAGCUCAAGAGACGUCGACCUCGGACCCCAAGGAGCACUCAAUGUUCAUCGCUGACCGGAGAACAGUCAACAUGGCGGCGCUGUCGACUUUCUUCUCCAUGUGGGUCCAGGAGGAGGAGGCUGCUGAGGCAAGCAAGCUGCCACAGGCCAUGGACCGGGUGUGGGAGGGGAUCGGGGGAGGGCCUGCUGACUUGGUGUUCCCUAGGGAGUUCCUUGGCGUGUGGGACACUCUCUCAACUCUGGUGAGCGUGGAGACGCCCCUAGGUACAGAGUUCGUGCCAAACCUCAAGGUUGUCGAGCGUGCCAAGACAGAGCUCAAUGUGCCCCUCCAGUACUCUGUGAACUUUGUGGAGAACAGCCGCAACGAGGUCAUCACAGACAGGCGGUACAACACGGCCAGCCUAAUGGAGAUGUACUAUGGCACUGAGAUUGACUUUGUGAACCGCAUUAAUUGGAACCCUGAUGACCCCAACGUGCUUAAGCUGUCACUGCCAGGUGGUACUGACGUGCUGACACGAGUCACCAAGCGGUCCGAGGACAGGAGAGAGGCCAACCGGCUGGACACAUCUGAAUUCUUUGAACAGGUGUUUGACGAUCCCUCACAAGAGAUGGGUCCCAAGGUGACAGCCAGCCGAUGCUUCACAAAGUAUAAGUGGCGCAACGAGGAGGAGGCCAGCGCAGAUGGCGGACCCACGAUUGUUGCAACCCAGGUCGUCUCUGACUACCUGACAGGCUACAGCGAUGAGAGGCUGUCCAUGCGAGCACGCGGCCGGCCGGUGGUGAUCUACACAUAUAGGAUGGCUUUUGCGCGCCACUGGCCACUGCCCGGGGAGACCGCCAAGGACGAGACCUCAGAGGACAACUUCGUGAGGAUCGCAUGA